CCGGGGCUGCUGGAGCCCACCUCAACGCUAGUGCGGGUGGCAAAGAGCGCCAGCACCCUGGGUAUCGCCAUCGAAGGUGGAGCCAACACUCGCCAGCCGCUGCCACGAAUUGUCACUAUACAGAGAGGAGGCUCAGCUCAUAACUGUGGCCAGCUGAAGGUGGGUCAGGUGAUCCUGGAGGUGAACGGGGUUUCCAUGAGGGGCCGCGAGCACAGGGAGGCGGCGCGCAUCAUCGCCGAGGCCUUCAAGACCAAAGAGAGGGACCACGUGGACUUCCUGGUGACCGAGUUCAACGUGGCGCUAUAGCGGAGCCGGAGGAGGAGAGAGAGAGAGAGAGAGAGAGAGAGAGAGAGCAGCAGCGAGGGAGGAGGAGCUGUUCGUGGAGAAGAUAAGGCCGUGAUAUUCCAGCGUCUGUUGAUUUUAAUGGCACAACUCGUUAAGAUAGACGUAAACAAACCACCACCUCAUCUCCGAGCCCUUCUCUUUUCCCAUUCAACUCCUGAGUCAUGAUACUCUCAUUUAAAAGCGAUUAUCUCCACUGUGAACUUUGUUCAGGAUUCUCCUCAACAUGUUACCUCCCCACUGUGAGACCUUAUGCACUACUAUGGGAAAUAACGAAACCUGUACCUUCUUGAUUGUGUUGAAACUCGUUGGAUUAACUUGUGAAAACAACCGGAAGUUCUCGUAGCACUCCCUCGUUCCCACGGUUUCAUUUGAUUUGUUUCCUGCUUCUGUCUGGGAGACGGCUGCAGAUCCAAGACUGUUUCGUGCUCAUUGCAAGCGUUGGGUUUGUAUAUGUAAAAAUGAACAAAUGUAGAUACAGAUGCAUAUAUAAUGUACACAUAAAGAUACUCCUAUAUGAAUUAUAAAUCUGUAACCUCUGUUGCAUCAACAUAUAAUAAUAUAUUUCAGAGAAGAUAAUUCAGGCCUUCCAUAUACACAUUUUGCAGCGAUGCUUUGCCUGUGGGUCAUGUCGGGCUGAAAGUAACACGCUCGUAUUUAUAUUUAUACGAUCAGACAAAGAACUUCACGUACAUCAGCUAUCAUACGAAGAUGCUUCGCUUUCUGUUUCCCCUUCAUCAUUCGUAGACUCCAGCACUGAACCUGCUCAA
Molecule: messenger RNA, 1112 nt
Organism: Paralichthys olivaceus (Japanese flounder)
Lineage: Eukaryota; Metazoa; Chordata; Actinopteri; Pleuronectiformes; Paralichthyidae
Source: RefSeq, a predicted model, not a curated record